Molecule: messenger RNA, 1473 nt
Organism: Jatropha curcas
Lineage: Eukaryota; Viridiplantae; Streptophyta; Magnoliopsida; Malpighiales; Euphorbiaceae
Source: RefSeq, a predicted model, not a curated record
AUGGUUAUUCCUGAAUAUGAAUCAUACACUAAAAAGGUAGAGUCGCUUAAGGAAAAGGUAAGAGACAUGUUAAUGGCUUCAACGAAGAAUCUAAUCCAAAACAUUGAACUUAUCGAUACAUUACGUCGCCUUGGUGUAUCGUAUCAUUUUGAGAUGGAGAUCGAAGAACAAUUAAAUCAUAUUUUUUACGUGGUUUCCAAAUUUCUUAAAGAUAAUGAUUGUGAUCUCUAUAGUAUAGCACUUCUCUUUCGAGUUUUAAGGCAACAUGGAUAUAAGAUAUCUUGCGACGUGUUUAACAAAUUCAAGGACAAAGGUGGAAAAUUCAAGAAAGCUAUCACUGAUGAUGUGAAGGGCAUUCUCAGCUUAUAUGAAGCAAGUUCUGUAAGUGUGCACGGAGAAGAUAUUCUAGAUGAAGCUCUUGCUUUUACAAAGCCAAUAAAGCCAAAUCUGGAGUCAUCACUAAGCUAUGCAAAGUCAUCACUAGCUAUGCAAUCAAUUCCUCAUCAUCUUGCACAACAUAUAAGAAAUGCUCUCAUCUUGUCCUUUCACAAAGGAGUACCAAGAGUUGAGGUCAGGCAAUACAUCUCUGUUUACGAAGAAGACGAGUCUCCAAAUCAAACCCUACUUGAGUUUGCAAAAUUAGAUUUCAAUCGAGUACAAUUACUACACAGACAAGAGCUUGGUGAACUAGUGAGGUGGUGGAAAGAUUCCAAUCUUGUAGAGAAGCUUCCCUAUGCAAGAGAUAGAAUCGUAGAGCUCUAUUUCUGGGCAUGUUCAAUGCAGUCCGAGCCUCAUUUUGCUCUUUUAAGGUUAAUGGUAACGAAAUAUCUGAUGAUGGCAUCAUUAUCAGAUGACACAUAUGAUACAUAUGCUACAAUGGAAGAAAUAAUUGCCUUUUCCGAUGCAUUUGAGAGGUGCAACAUUAGUGCAAUUGAUCAACUCCCAGAUUACAUGAAAGAUCUCUACAAGAACAUUUUGGAUCUUUUUGAGGAAACAAGUAAUAUUGUGUGCAAAGAAGGAAGGUCCUAUUGUGCCUAUUAUACGAAGGAGGCAUUUAAAGAAUUAUUGAGAGCCUACCGGAUGGAGGCGAAAUGGUCUAAUGAUGGAUAUGUGCCAACAUUUGGGGAGUAUUUGCACAAUGGUGCAACCUCAAGCAGCUAUGGAGUAGUUCCAGCAGUAUGUUUUGUUGGGAUGGGAAAAUUUGCAGGCAUCAAGGAAUAUGAGUGGCUAAAAGCUAACCCAAAAAUUGCUAAUGCUGUCAAGAUAAUUGGUCGUUUGUUGAACGAUAUAGUAUCCCAUGAGGAUGAGCAAAAGAGGGGAAAUUGUGCUUCAAGUGUACAGUGUUACAAAAAGGAAUAUGGUGUUACAGAAGAAUGGCAGUUGAAGAGAUAUGAAAAGUUUGUGGAAAUGCAUGGACAGACAUUUAAUGAAGAAUGGAUGAGACCAAAAAUGUCCAUCCAAGGCCAUCCUUGA